Molecule: messenger RNA, 1838 nt
Organism: Syngnathoides biaculeatus (alligator pipefish)
Lineage: Eukaryota; Metazoa; Chordata; Actinopteri; Syngnathiformes; Syngnathidae
Gene: dph2
Product: diphthamide biosynthesis 2
Exons: 7
Coding region: 250-1698 (482 amino acids)
Biological process (GO): protein histidyl modification to diphthamide
Molecular function (GO): 2-(3-amino-3-carboxypropyl)histidine synthase activity
Source: RefSeq, a predicted model, not a curated record
GUGUUAGCGGAAACGUCAUAUCUUUUGGGUAGCAGCAGCACGUGUGCCGCUUACACAUAACAUUUAGCUGCGUAUCAAAUGUCGUUGAAUUGUAAUUUUAAAUAGAAAUGUGUAACCUUUGAAACAUUAUUUGUAGUAAACAAUACUUUAUACGUCACGUCAACAGGAGUCUUAUGGAUUGAAAUUAGCUUGCGGACUACAAACAGGACGCGCUGUGUCCAAGUUCUUUCUACUAUUUGUACUGCAGUCAUGGCAGCUGCGUUCAGUAGCAACUCGGAAAAUGUAAUACAGCGUCAAGUGGACGUUCAAGAGAGGAGGACCACUCCUGCGGAAAAGAUUGAUGAGUUUUAUGAAAUCCAGAAAACCUGCGAGUUCGUCUGUCAGAAUCACUUUGGAAAGGUCGCGCUUCAGUUUCCUGAUGAACUUCUGCACGAUUCGACUGCAGUAGCAGCUGAGAUUGAAAGGAUUACUCAAGCAAAGGUGUUCAUUCUCGGGGACACAUCUUAUGGCAGCUGCUGUGUGGAUGAAGUGGCAGCGGAGCACGUCGGCGCCGACUGCAUGGUCCACUACGGCCGGGCCUGCCUGAGCCCGUCCAAACGGCUGCCACUCAUGUAUGUCUUUGAGAAAGCGAGCAUAAACUUGGAGAAGUGCAAAUCGGCCUUCAGAGAGCUGUACGCUGACACGCAGGCCGACAUCCUCAUCCUGUAUGAUGUCAAAUAUACUCAUGCUAUUGAUCAUCUGGUGACGCUGUUGCGUGAAGAGUAUCCGAACGUUGUGUCUUCACGACUCGUCGUGGAAGGCGAGCAGUGUUACAGCCACGGCCUGACGAUAAGAGAGACCGACGGGGAUCAGAUUGGCAUUCACUUUGGAAGGCAGCUGUGUCUGAAAAGCGGACUGAGCAUUGAGAAAUACGACGUGUUCUACGUCGGCCAAGAUGGACCGACCCUGCGGAACUUCAUGAUGACGUGGAACCGCUGCUCCUUCUCCUCCUUUGACCCGCUGACAUCGACGGGGAGAUUGGAGUCGGCCGGUGUCAACCGCGCGCUGAUGAAGCGCUUCUACGCUAUAGAGAGGGCCAAAGACGCCAAGGUGGUGGGCAUCUUGGUGGGGACUCUUGGUGUGGCCAACUACUUGUCUAUAAUCCAGCAGCUGAAAGAGACAAUCCGCAGCGCGGGGAAGAAGAGUUACGUGUUCGCCAUGGGGAAGCUGAACGUGCCCAAGCUCGCCAACUUUCUCGAAAUCGACAUUUUUGUUUUGAUUUCGUGCCCGGAGAACGCACUGCUGGACGCCAGUGAGUUCUACCGACCCGUGGUGACGCCGUUCGAGAUGGAAGUGGCCUGCAACAGGAAGCGGGAGUGGUCUGCCGAAUACGUCACCGACUUUCGACAUCUGUUGCCAGGUGGACAAAAUUAUGUGCCUUUGGGAGAAGGGCAAGAGGAAUGCGACGAAACGGACGUGUCUUUAAUCACCGGAGCGCUCAGGAGCAACAAGCUGGAUUCCGAUCGCGCAGAGUCCUCGUGUGGUUCCUCACUUGUCCUGAGGAAUCAAACGUUGACCGUGGCCAACAACCCUGCCGCAUCGUUUUUGGUGACGCGGAGCUGGCGCGGCUUGGAGCCGAAGUUGGGCGAGACCCCCGUGGCGAAAGCUGUGGAGGGCAGGAGAGGCAUCGCUAUUGCGUAUGAAGAAGAAGGAGCAUAAUGGCAACACGUGUUAUUCGUCUUAAUACUUUGACACUUUUAAGAGGUUGGCGUGAUCCAAUCUGGAAAAUGUAUUUCAUCCUUGAAGCAUCUCACCACGUAAGUUUCAGUCCGUUGUGUAUUUAUUUACAUUUGCAAAAC